AUGCCUUUGCUAGAAGGGUCGAGGCAGACCUCGCCUCCCCCGAGUGCGAAUUCUCCAGACCCCGUCUCCGUCCCUGUCCCUGCCGCCAUCUUCAACCGUCGCCUCAGCGAACAGUUUUCCGAUCUUGCUCGAGUUGCAAUCAUGACGAAUGCCUCUGCCUCUCAUGAAGGGGAGUCCCUGAAUCACGUCGCAUACCACUCCAGUCUCAUGCCUCCUCCAAAGACAGGAUUCGGCAGAUCCGCGCACAAGCCACCCACAAGCGUUGCCCUGGGCAGAGCUUUGACCGACACUCCUGCUCCGAGUGCGCCCACGAGUCCGCAGAUACAUGCUCGAACCAGCACAAACGUUUCGGGGUCCGCGACGCCCAAAAUCCGUGCCACCACCCUCGACAUCCCCGGACUGACGCGAUCCAAGGUCUCUCCGAAUGGUCAAAUAUCAGAAAGAGAUGUUGCAGCUAAGCUAAUUAUUAUUAUGGUCGGUCUGCCGGCCAGAGGGAAGAGUUACAUUGUCAAGAAGAUUGCUCGAUAUUUGAACUGGUUACAGCACCCAACCAGAAUAUUCAACGUUGGAGACCGUCGACGCGUGGCUGCUGGUGUUGGUCAGACCAUACCGGAUCACACGACUGCUGCGUUGCGAGAAUCGGUGCGUCGAAUGAGCUCUACCACCCAGGGACCGCAGGGACUCGUUGACCAUGGCGAACUGCUCCCGCCACCUGCUGUCGAGACUAAGAUUCUCAUUAAUGGCGAAGUCACCUCGUCUCCUAUAAGUCCGGUACAAAUGAACGGUUCGACCAGGUCUGAUGAAGACAGGAAGGAUUCCAUUCAGCUAUCGGCCCCCGAACCCAUGGAUCAGUCUGCGCAAUUCUUUGACCCAAACAAUACCAGGGCCAAGCAGUUACGAGAACAGGUGGCGCACGCAGCCCUGGAUGAGCUCUUGAAAUACGUCUUGGAAGACGGCGGAUCAGUGGGAAUCCUAGAUGCUACGAAUCACACCCGGGAGCGACGCCUGUCGCUGGUCAGACACAUCCGGGAGCGCGACGAAAAUAUCAACAUCCUCUUUGUGGAGUCACGGUGUCAGGAUCAGAACCUGCUGGAAGCAAAUAUGCGACUGAAGCUCUCAGGUCCAGAUUACAAAGGCAAGGACCCUGUCGCCGCGUUCAAGGACUUCCAGCAACGCGUCCAACAAUAUGAGAAGUCAUACCAGAAACUAGACGAGUUUGAAGAGGAGCACAACAUGGCGUAUUGUUCCAUGAUCGACGUGGGGCGUAAGAUGGUGACGCACCAAGUCAAGGGCUUCCUCUCUAUUCAAACCGUCACCUACCUUAUGAACUUCAACUUGGCACCACGACAAAUUUGGAUCACCCGACACGGCGAGUCAAUGGACAACGUCAACGGGAAAAUCGGUGGUGAUAGCUCGUUGAGUUCCAACGGAGUGAGGUAUGCUCAGGCACUGGCCAAAUUUAUUGGGAUCCAGUGGAAGGCGUGGGAAGACUACCAGACUGAAAAACAAGCAAACACCCACUUUCCACCUCUCCCGGGCGACACGACCCCACCGAACCCGGAAUAUACGGCGCAAACGCUCCAACAGCGGAAUUUCUGCGUGUGGACGAGCAUGCUGAAACGGAGUAUCGAGACCAGCCAGUAUUUCAACGACGAGGACUACGAUAUCAAGCAGAUGCGGAUGCUGGACGAACUUAACGCCGGGUCAAUGGAAGGCAUGACCUACACCGAAAUCCGAGACAAGUUCGCCCAUGAGUAUGAGCUUCGAAAACGAGACAAGCUCCAUUACCGGUACCCAGGCCCAGGCGGCGAGGGUUAUCUCGACAUCAUCAACCGGCUGGGAAAAGUUAUACUCGAAAUAGAACGAAUGACGGACCACGUCUUAAUCAUUGGCCACCGAAGUAUCUGUCGGGUUCUCCUGGCCUAUUUCAUGGGUCUCAAGCAAGAGGACAUCAGCGACCUGGAUGUUCCGUUGGGUGUGGCAUACAUGCUCGAACCGAGACCAUAUGGUGUGGAGUUCAAGGCAUAUAGAUGGGAUCCUGCCACGGAUGAAUUUCUCUAUGAGCCAGAUUACCGGAUGAGGCGAGCUAUUGACCCACAAGCCUGA
Fonsecaea erecta is the source of this 2106-nucleotide messenger RNA. RefSeq lists its product as hypothetical. Gene Ontology annotation, molecular function: ATP binding; 6-phosphofructo-2-kinase activity. Gene Ontology annotation, cellular component: cytosol. The record is from RefSeq and is a predicted model, not a curated record. Bases 1 to 2106 code for a protein of 701 amino acids. The transcript is spliced from 3 exons. Gene Ontology annotation, biological process: fructose 2,6-bisphosphate metabolic process; fructose metabolic process. Lineage: Eukaryota; Fungi; Ascomycota; Eurotiomycetes; Chaetothyriales; Herpotrichiellaceae.